AUGAAGCGACCAAAACAUAAUGCGCCUCAAUCGAUUGAGGAUUCAAUUCAGAGAGGUUUUCAUCAUGAUGGAGGAGCAAGGAUGAUGGUGGAUGAUGAAGCCUUAAAUGAAAUAUCCGACCGAGAGGAACAAAAUGAAUACAUUAUGUAUGAGGAAGAAAUAUACGAAAGCAGCAGCGAUGAUGAUCGGGGUCAGUUGAAUCAUGUUGGGGAUGACGGUGAUGAACAAUUUCAUCAUCUCACCUCCAACAGGUCCUCAUCGUCAGACGAAGAUAAUAGGCAAGACAUUCAAAUUAAAGUGCAGGCAAGAAAAGCCCUCAAAGAUUCCAAACACUUCCUUCAUUCAACUACCAGGAAUUUGGAACAUAAAAUUACCUUCUCUCAAAAUAAUUCCUUAAUGAAUAAGAUGCUUGAAAGUAGAGCUCGGAACAAGAGUGUUUCCAUUGAAAAGUUGCUUCAACAAAUGAUGAAUCGAAAUUCAAGGGACUGGUUUCUUGACUUGUCGUUUGAGCAAUGUUAUUCCAAAAUACGAAAUGCCAUGAGAGAAAUAACAUUUAAAUCUGAAAGAAACAAAAAGAGAACAACAUCUUCAAAGAGUGAAGGGAAAAAUAAUGCCCUCAUCAACUUGGACAAGAUAGAUAAGCCUAAGAAACAUUUUCAACAUUCAUCGCAUCAAGCUCUGGAUGCUAAUGAUGAGACAACUAUGACAAUGAUGUCCAAGAAACAACACAAGGAAAAGAAACAUGCAAGAACCGAUAAUAGAAAUCAUCGUGAAAAUCCAGAAGGACCUCCCACCUCCGUUACCACUCCAAGAAAGCCCCUUCAUAAAGCGCCGUCCAAACAAUUACCUAAAAAACAGAAGAAAUCUCGACCAGUCAAACCCUAUCAAGCCUCAGAGGAAGAAAUGAUCGCUCUCGAGAGUUAUUUUGGACCUGAGAUGGCAAUGGAAAUUCUACAACAUGCUGACAUUUUUGUGAGCUUUCAAAAAUUCUGGAGAGCAAAUCGAAAGUAUCGAUUCAAUAGAAAAGUUCAAGAACUUCGAAGCAUGUUUCAAACCACACUUUUCGAAAUGGAACGAGCCAAACUGGAAAACUAUGACACGGAAGACUAUGCUCGACAAAUCAAGUACUUGGCAGCUCAAUUCUGUGCUGAAAUGAAUCCUUCCAAACCUUACACGCCAGGACCAUUGAAACAGUCACAACUCAAGCAUGAUAAGCAUAGCUUUCUUCACAGAAAAGAAGAUCCAACCUUUCUAAAGAAAGUAAAGAAAAAGAAGAAGAGAGAAAGCAACAAUACGACGAGUCCUCCUCAGCAGCAGCCAUCGAUCGAUGAUCCAACAAUGCAUGAGCAGCCAGCGGUCACAACUACACCCUUAAGAAGCGAUUCCUUUGAGGGAGUAUCACCUUCAAGUACUGAACACACUUCACCUAAUAAUGAACAACAAACGACCAGUUCCACUCCAAAAAGAACUCCUCCCAUUCCGUCUCCAAGCUCUGCAUUCAAGUCGCCUGUGAAAACGAUUGGCUCCAUUUCUCCCAAACAUUUGACGCAGAGCUCGAACAAUAAUCCAGAAAUUGUUCAACCUACCACGCCAAAACGCAUGAUGCCCCGAAAAACCUUCUCAAGUAGAGUUUUUAAGAUUCAAACAAAGCUUGGCAGCAACAACAACAACAACUCUGAUUUACAGGACUCACCUGAAGCAAAGUUCACAUUUGAUGAUGCUCUUGAUAGUUCCGAAAAGGAUCUGAUUGAAUCAGACAACAAGAAUGAAUCCGUCCACACCUCAUCCACUUUGGCAUCGAAUGUGGACUGUGGAUCACCAAGGCAAACUUUGGACGGUUUUUCUCAUGCUGACAAUGCAAGUUCCGUUGAAAUACAUGACAUGAAGGAACUUUCAGGUACUAAUAUCCGUACGUCAUGUGAAGAGAAAGACAUGAACCAGUCUUUGGAAAAUGUGCCAGAAAACGAAGACGUCAACAUUUCAAGGUUAUCGCAGAUUCCUCCUCUCUCACCCAUUCUUAGAAGAGCACCACCUCCUCCUGUUACAGAUGAUCAGGCAGAGCAGGAUGAAACAAAAUCGAGUGAAGGUCUGUUAGAUCAAUCAGGAACGUCAGUGGACAAUCAUCAAAGCUCUGACAAUGAAGAUGAAAUUGUUGAGCGUAGAGAUGACCUUGAGUCUGAAGACCGUGUCAAUCAAUCGUCUUUUAGUGAAGACGAAUCUACUAGCUCUGCUGACCUUGAGUUUGAACAAAAACUCCAAAUGGAGAGCAAGUAUUUUAGUCCCAAAAUACUCUUUAUGGAGUUGGAAAAAGCAAAUCACAACAGGUUGUCAAGUGAGGUAUCGAGUGGUCCAAAUUCUGACUUGAGUGAUGAAGAAAAAUUCAAGGAAUUACACAUUCUCCACAAAACAGACGAUGACGAUUUCCUUCCAAACACACAAAACCUAAUUACAACCCCCUCAUUUGAAAAUGGCUCUGAAAGAAAAUCUUUCAAACAUUUAGAAUCAAAGGCAGGGUCAGCAUUAAUGGAACCAAAUUCAAUAUUUAAGAAACUCGGCACGUCAAACAAUUCGAGAGACUCACAAGGAAAUGAUAAUAAUUCACCUCCUUCAAGGGCGGAACUGCCACCCUUAGAUCCAAUUGGAGUCACACUUAGCAGAAACACUUCGUCUUUGUCGCAAGAGGGCUCCUCCACACCUCGACCGCCAUCAAGAAAACCUCCCCAGCCAUCACUGUCGCUGGAGGAACUUGUUGAGAGAGAUCGUACUCGCUUUGCAGAGAUUGAGAACUUGGUCUUCUCCUCCGAUGAAUCGUCAAUUAUAUUCCAAUUUGAUAGAAAUUUCGUAUAUUCGGGGUUCAAAAACUAG
Messenger RNA from Naegleria fowleri, 2865 nucleotides. RefSeq lists its product as uncharacterized. The coding region runs from base 1 to 2865 and encodes 954 amino acids. The transcript has a single exon. NCBI's taxonomy places the organism in Eukaryota, Heterolobosea, Eutetramitea, Acrasida, Naegleriidae. The record is from RefSeq and is a predicted model, not a curated record.